AUGAGCCUUAGCCUGUCGGCACUGCUGCUCACACUACCACCCUCCUUGCGUGAUCUAAGAGUCGACUUUUGGUGGCACCUGCUGGUGCUUUGGGCUCAGGUCUUGGUGGCUGGAGGUCUCUCUUUGGGGCUCUGCUUCGUUGCCUGGUCAGACCAUGACGGUCUGCGAAUUGGGAUGGAGCAGUUUGCGUUUCUCUUGACGCUGCUGGCAGUCUAUGUAUUCGGUGUCCGGCAGCUGAGCGUCCAGUGCUGCGGGCGCCGCAAUGCGCAGUACGCGCGGCGACGCUCGACGAUGCUUUGGGGCGAUCGAGGCGUACCGUGGGAAGCUCCUCCUCGACUUGCUCCGCCUGUGAGCGAGCUACUUGAGGACAUUUUGGCCAAAGGCCUCGCACAAACGGGGACGGCCGUGGUGGAUGCGACGAGCACCUGCGACCGAAACCGGUGGAUGCGGCGAGUGGCACGCAGCGUGGAAGUUCUCGAGGUGGUGGCCAGGAUUCUGCUCUGGAUCCACAUGGCGGUCUUGGGGACCCGCUCGCUGUUGGAACAAGACACGAACUUCGGCCUUUGGGUGUUUCUGGCGGCGCUGCAGCUGCGGCAACUGCGCUUGAGCGCCUGCGAUGUGCCGCGAGCGGCCUUGGAUGCUGCACUGGCCGGACUGCUGCAAUACUUUCGCACCACCUUUGCCGAGUGGCCGCUGGCGGCACCUCGACGGAUCCGGUGCUCUGCCAGCGCCUGGUACUGCUUUGGGCGUACCUUCGAUAUGUUGUGCACCUCUGCUGGAUCACCUUGGAGGUGCCCAAGCUGCGGCAUCCUUUGA
Messenger RNA from Durusdinium trenchii, 816 nucleotides. The record is from the annotation of a GenBank genome assembly. NCBI's taxonomy places the organism in Eukaryota, Dinophyceae, Suessiales, Symbiodiniaceae.